This is a messenger RNA of Epinephelus lanceolatus (giant grouper), 1434 nucleotides long. RefSeq names its product glutamate rich 1 (gene erich1). The record is from RefSeq and is a predicted model, not a curated record. Lineage: Eukaryota; Metazoa; Chordata; Actinopteri; Perciformes; Serranidae.
UAACAGUUUGUGGGCUGGUACCUUGGAGGAAGCAGCUAGAGGAGUCCGAGCAUUACUGUAGUUUGGCAAGCGAAGCGGACUUGCCUUUGUUUUUUAAGUAUAGUUAUCUCUUACCAACUCUUUAUCUAUUUCAUCACGGAGCGUUGCACACACAGCUCAAUUGUUUCACCGCCGUGGGAUUUAACCGCUGUUAUCAAUCGAGCUAAUUUCACAAGCUAGCAGGCUGGGUAGCUAACUCAGCUAGCAUGCUAACAUAUUAGCUGUAGCCACACGUUACAUUGAAAUUUCCGUCCUCUUCGCUUCCACUCAGAUAUAUAUGGCAAUAUGGCACGUAGGGAAGAAGUUUUUCAAUCAAAAGUACUUCAGAAGCUUUACCCUGCAGCUCCCAAACUGGAGAAGCAACCCAGCCCACCACGCAUUGUAGAUGCCCUAUCCAAAAAAACCUAUGUGAAAAGAAAGGCCUCUCAACAAGACACUGCCAUUGAUACAGGGACACAGAGUGCAGCCACUCCAGGCAGGCGGAUGUACACAGUCCUACCUCCUCCCGCAGACUACAAGACAGAUUCAGAGAAAUCUGUCACACUUCCCCAGUUCGAAAGCAUAAAUAGUGCGGAGGACCCAGCUGAAGAGGUCGUCCGUGAUAGCGACAAAGACCAAGAUAAAGAGGAAGAAGAGCAGAAAAGAAAAAGGAGGCGAAGGAAAAGGAAAACAGCCCUCCAUCAAGACUCUGAGAAAGAUGGAGCAGCUCCACUGAGUGAGUCCAGCACAGGUCAGAGUCACACACCUGUAGAUGAGGGAGGUGAGCGCGUUAGCAGGAACAAGAAGAGGAAGCUGAAAAAGAAGCGGCACAAAGAGAAGCUGCUCUCCAUGGGUCUGAUGCCUCGGGCCACUGCCCUGGAGUUCACGUACCGAAAAGAUGGGGAAGAAGAGGAGGAGGAGGAGGAGGAGGGGAGAGCUGUGGAUGUGUCAGACUUCCUCAGGACAACACUGGAAAUCUAUUUGUCAGAUUCCUCCAUGCGUGGAGACAAGCUUCCUCUCCUGUCUGGGACAGUGAAUGACCUUCUGAGCAGCAUAUCCAGCUGAUCCAAGCCCACCUCUGUCCUGAAGCAGCUCCACAGUCUCAAGGCCCUUGUUCAACAGCAAGAGGCAAACAAACUGGAAAUGGCACUGGAGGAGUUCUCCAACACGUCUCCCAUGUCUGCAGAGGAAACCACUGCAGUCAUUGCACUCUUCCAAUACUGGAUCACAGACAUUUUUCCCAUGCAGGGAGACAAGAAGACAGGGUUUUCUACGACGCACCCAUGAGACACUGAGUCACAGUGAAACACAGACUCUACUGAAGGAUUAUUUCUACUGUGCUCCUGUUAAAUUUUGUUUUUUAAAAUGUUGGACUUUACAAGCUGCUGCAUAAAAUAUUUUUUUAUUAAAAAUGUU